Messenger RNA from Penicillium cinerascens, 652 nucleotides. RefSeq names its product ribosomal protein P2 (gene aspf8). Lineage: Eukaryota; Fungi; Ascomycota; Eurotiomycetes; Eurotiales; Aspergillaceae. The transcript is spliced from 3 exons. Gene Ontology annotation, cellular component: cytosolic large ribosomal subunit; ribosome. Gene Ontology annotation, molecular function: structural constituent of ribosome. Bases 129 to 458 code for a protein of 109 amino acids. Gene Ontology annotation, biological process: cytoplasmic translational elongation. The record is from RefSeq and is a predicted model, not a curated record.
CGAUUUUCACAGCCCGCUCUGUUCAGUUUCUCAACCACCCUCCGAACUCGACGUUGCAGUCUCCGCCCAAUUCGCGGUUAAAUCGAUUGUUUCUCCUGUUCUAGACGAAAAACAAAAAGUCUAUCAAAAUGAAGUACCUCGCCGCUUACCUCCUCCUGUCCCUGGCUGGCAACGAGUCUCCCUCUGCCGCCGACAUCAAGGGUGUCCUCUCCUCCGUCGGUAUCGAUGCCGACUCCGAGCGCCUCGACAAGCUCAUCUCUGAGCUCAAGGGCAAGAACCUCCAGGAGUUGAUCGCUGAGGGUUCCACCAAGCUCGCCUCCGUUCCCUCCGGUGGUGCUGGCGGUGCUGCCGCCCCUGCCGCCGCUGCCGGUGGUGCUGCUGACGCUCCCGCCGCUGAGGAGAAGGAGGAGGAGAAGGAGGAGUCCGAUGAGGACAUGGGCUUCGGUCUUUUCGACUAAAUGCCUUGCUCUCUGGAACCUCAAAAAUGACGACUUGGGGGGACAGACAUCUGGAUGGUGCUUCCAGUUCGGGAGGUGUCUUCGCCGACUGGGGUUUCAAAUGUGCAUUGUUCAGACUGUUCUAAUGCAGUUACGGAUUCUUCAUAUGUGAGCUUGAAAGAGCUCUUAGCCAAUACAGAUUCAUCUGUCCUCCA